AAUCCACCGUCUUACGGACAAGCCACAACUGCAAAUGCCUGGGACCUCGUUGCCGACUACAUCCCGUCUUCAGACCUCUGCUCUGCCGCCUUGGUAUGCCAGCAAUGGCACAUAACUNUUGCACCACACCUAUGGGGCAACCCUGCCUCUCACUUUGGUGACGAGAAUGAUAGANUCGCUUUGACUCGGUUCAUCCGUACCCUACCAUGGGCGAGACGUGGUGUCCGAUCUUUGACACACACACUCCAUCUUCCUCCAGCACAUGCUGAGAUUUACAACGGCCCACACGCAGACUGGUUGAGAGAGGUACUCGAAGGUCUUCCGAACCUCCAGUCAUUGAUUGUUCGCGGCUUGCCUUUCUUCGACCACGCAGCUCUGAAUGCGCUCAGAUACACUCGACUCUCUGGCAAUAGGAACCAGCUAGUCCCUGCGCAGACGCCUUUCGGCAUGCGAUUGCUGGACGCGUCAAGAUGUAGCAACGUGACCGCGACCGGUCUGCAGCAAGCUAUCAGACGAUUUGAUUCACUGCUAUACCUCGACCUAUCAUGGACAUAUCCUGCCAAAAGUCCUGAAGUACUCCGAAGCCUUGGCCAGUUUCGAGGUCUACAGGUUUUGAAGCUUCGGGGUAUCUCGCUGAAAGACGACGAUGUGCUCAUACUAGCGAAUGCAAUCAAAACUCGGGUUCGGAGCUUAGAUCUACGGAAUAACCAAUUGACAGAUCGAAGUAUACGUAUUUUGCUCCAGCAUUGCUUCACGCCACCGCCGCGUAGAGACAACGAUGGUCAAGUCAUGUCUCCCUCGCUACUGCCAUACCUAGGUGCCGAGAUGCUCGCAAUCUAUCGAGGAGUCAACUUCGAAGCUUUCCUAAGAAAUGAAUUCACAGACAAAUUUGUCGGCCGCUUGGCUAUCGAAGACGCCCCAGAGAGCGGUACUACCCAUCUUUACCUAUCGGACAAUCAACUUACUGUCGAGGGGCUUUCUGGUAUAAUCAGAUCUGGGAGGUUGCACGUACUCGACGCUGGAAGUCUUUUGCCUGCGAUGGCCUCACAAGAUGGCUCGUUCAGUAUGAACUUUCCUAGCCUAGCAAAACUUGCUCCUGUGUUGGCCGAGUCGGCAAGUCAUAGCCUGACGUAUUUGAGAAUUGACCACAGCUUAGUGACUGGAGAGCCACCAGUGAUGCAGGAAGAUGAAAAUCAGCCGAUUUCUCAAUACUGCGAGCUUGCAGACACCUCCAACUACCCAUCUGGGAUUGCUGAGCUUGAUCAUGUUACAGAGGUCUAUGAGAUGAUGGGCGACACUGCUUUCGCGACCGAGCUCUCUAGCGAUGCUCUCUCUAUCGUGGUGACGCCUACAAGCGUCGAGAAGCCUACUACAUGCAUACAUCAAGCUCGAAGGAGAAGUCAGGAUCUUCCAAUACCUGUUCAGACAGAAGAAAUGAACGAAACAGGCUUACACGUAACCGCACUUGAGCAGGAGAAUGAUAGAUCAACACCAGUGGUCGACGAGACUCUGACACCAAGUCCAAUACUUCCCUCUCGUGGUCUCGGUCGCAGCUACUCCUCAAUCGUGAAAGAGCGCAAAACCCGGCUACAGACACACUUGACCCAAGCAAAGGCUNUCCAUCCAGGCGUCCUACCGCAUCUAGACACCUUGGUUCUAACCGAGCUCCCUCCAACCUCACCAACAUCAGAUACCCCAAACAAGCUGAUCUCUUUCAUACACGCUUGCGCCGAAGAAACCUCUCUCGCAAAACUUCAAGCCCAACUCGAUUGGACACUGCCACCCGGCCGCAGACAAAGCCACUCACACCAAAAAGAGCUUGUACGCAAGAGCUUCGCUCUCGAGCAACUCGUUCUCGAAGUCGCCCCUUGCAGUGUUGAUCAAAAGAAAGCAGAAGCAGCCAGUGCAUGGCGACACCGCGGCACCAAAUCCGUGACCCAAGACCAAGAUAGUGAGGCCCUGUGGGCAGCCUCUCAAACCGACUUUUCCUUUUUCGGCGAGGGCGAGACGAACAGUUUGGAUACUUGUCUCGAGCCCUCCAGACCACUGACCAUCAUGUCUGGCAUGGAAGUUUCUGUCGCGCCUCCUUCCAAUCACCCUCCCAACAAGUCUGUCGAUGAGCCUCCCAAACCGAACAUUGAUGUAAUAGCCCAACUUUCCGCAUUCCGCAAGGCAACUAAAUCAGCAUAUCAACAACGACAAGCACAGGGAGAGGAAAACCCCGAGGUACCUGGCUUUUGGGAUGGCAACAUCAAGGUGGUGAGGAGACCAAAAGACGUAGAUCCUCGAUUCGAGGACGAUGAAGUAUGGGCUGAUUAUUACGGGAAUCGGUUCUCGAAUGGUUAUCUGUAUCGA
Messenger RNA from Aureobasidium uvarum, 2355 nucleotides. The record is from the annotation of a GenBank genome assembly. Lineage: Eukaryota; Fungi; Ascomycota; Dothideomycetes; Dothideales; Saccotheciaceae.